Molecule: messenger RNA, 9400 nt
Organism: Nilaparvata lugens (brown planthopper)
Lineage: Eukaryota; Metazoa; Arthropoda; Insecta; Hemiptera; Delphacidae
Product: beta-1,3-galactosyltransferase 1
Exons: 5
Coding region: 101-1264 (387 amino acids)
Cellular component (GO): membrane
Molecular function (GO): hexosyltransferase activity
Source: RefSeq, a predicted model, not a curated record
UGGCUGUCUCCCGUUCCAUUUAGCAUUUACCGUUUUAGUUUUAGUGUGGUUAUGGUCUGGGUGGUGGGAGGCGGCUUAUUCGCUCGGUUUUCCAUGUUAUAUGAAGUAUUGUAAAUUGUGUAAAUUUUUAUUCAGAUGUAAUGUGCUAUCUAUUUCCUAUUCGGCUGUUGAACUCCCAACUAUAAGAGAAAAUGCCAAUAAAACAAUGUUCCGCAGCACGGAGCGGAGAUGUGUGCGCUAUCUGCUAUUUUGUCUGCUGAGCAUAUGUUUUCUGCUAGCGCUAUAUUCGCCCAUCUAUCAGCAGGCAGAACAACACGAGAGCAUGGUGCACGGAUGGGAAGUGAAUGUGAGCAGGGAUUCACGACUCUACGUGCAGCCAGACAACUCGACUGCCAUCAUCGCUGCCAGCCAAAUAUGCCACACUCCAAACAUGCCUCUCUUCCUGCUAGUCAUCAUCUGCUCCGCUGUUCCUCAUUUGGAGAGGCGCAAUGCCAUCCGCGAAACGUGGGCCUCUAAUCUGGGUCCCGAAGUUAAGGUGGCAUUCCUACUUGGUCAUACCGAAAACGCUACUCUUCAGGCAAAAAUCGAAGAAGAGAGUUCGCUAACAAAAGAUGUGAUACAAGAAAACUUCAUAGAUUCAUACAACAACCUAACUGUGAAAAGUGUGAUGAUGUUGAAAUGGGUGCAGAGCUAUUGCGAUUCUAUCAGUUUUGUUAUGAAGACAGAUGACGAUAUGUUUGUAAAUCUUCCUGCUUUAGUUGCUCUCCUAAAGUCAACCACAAGAACCACCAAUCUUCUUCUUGGAUCUCUUAUUUGUCGGGCAAAACCAAUUUUGGACACUAGUAGUAAAUGGUAUACCCCACAUUACAUGUAUCAUGGUCAGACGUAUCCAAAUUACUUAUCAGGAACUGGCUAUGUAAUGUCCUACGAUGUUGUCACAAGACUGUAUCAGACUGCAUUGGAAACACCUUUAAUUCACAUAGAAGACGUUUAUAUAACAGGAAUUUGUGCGAAACGGGCAGGAAUAAGACCGAGAAACCAUCCAGGGUUCACAUAUCAGCGGAGAAAGCUUUCGGAGUCAUGCAACCCACACCAUCUGACCAACCAUCGACUCACCACCGAAGAUCUUCACACAGCGUGGAGUUUCCUCUCCAAUUGCUCCAUCUCAGUCGAUCAGAUCACCAUCGACUCUGUGCCAAUGCACCGCUCCACCAAUGUCAACCACCAUGUCAAUCACUGCAACUGGUCGCCUGUCACUCUCUAGCUAACAACAUUGUUGAUGUUUCUUAAUAUUUAGUCUCGCAACUAGAAUGUGAUUAUUUAUUUACUAUAUUGUAAUGCUUAUUGACUGAUGAGUUUCCGUUAUAAGCUCAACAAUUUAAUAUUUUAAAUAGAUUUUACCUUACUACGCCAUAAUAAAAUACUCUUAAAAGGUAAUCUUAUCUCUCUUGAGAAAUUUUUAGGAUCUCAAUUUUUAAUUUUUAGUACACUUUUAAAUUGUCAAAAUUAUAGUCGGUAUAAUUUUAAUAUUCUUUCUGAUUCAUGAAGAUCUUUUUACAAGGUAUAAAAAUAAUAUUGAUAUUUUUAUUCAAAUCAGACUCGUAUUAGCAAUCAUAUUGAUUGUUUGACAUCUCGAAACUGAGGGCAAAUUUUAUUAAUUUGUAAGCUCAUUUAGUGCAUUACAUAAUAUAUUUUGCAAUAUAUCAUUCGUUUUUUCGAUAUUAUUAAUCCUUUUAUAUUUUCUUACACUUUAAUGUAUAGAAAUUAUCAACAAUCAACCGUUCCAAUCCUUUCUCUUAUAACUAGAUUCAUUUUAUUGUGAUCAAAACAUCGCUUCCUGGUUUCCCCUUUAGUGCUUUCGACUUUAUCGAACUUGAUAUCUUAUUUGUCAUUACAUAAUCGAUCCACUACAAGAUUAAACACAAUUUUAAACUUUUAUUAGCAAAAAUCAAAUGAUGUAAUAUAUUCUUACAUUUGUCUUCAACAAAAAUGAUUAAUCUAACUUCUAAUAUAGUACAGAUAAUCUCACGAAAGGUAUAACAGACGAAGACCAUAUAUAUUCUACAUGAAAUUUGCAACAAAAAAUAUUCAGUAAUUUUUUCUAUAUCGACCUUCGUUUUCGAGAUAUAAAGAUUUUUAUAUAUUUUUGUAAACCUAAAAAACUGUCAGUCAAGAUAUAAAUAUAAUUAUUUUUAAAUAGGCUAAAAUUUCUUAUAAUUUGUUUCUUAUUUGAUGUUUUGAACUUUUUAUGAUCACUCAAAGUUGAAAAUACAUUCAUCGAGUUGAAAGCCAAAUUUCAAACCGUUUGAAUGCUCAUAAAAUGGUCAAAAACGUCAUAGGAACAAAUUACAUGAAUCUUAUGAAUGGAAAUUCUUCCUCUUUACAAAUUCUUAUAACUAUAUUUUGACUGAUGGUUUUCUAGUUGACAUUUUGAAAAAAUAUUGAAAAAUCGAUAUAUCUCGAAAACUAAGGUCGAUAUAAGAAACUUUUACUGGUAAUUUCUUGUUGCAAAUUCCAUGUAGAAUCUAUGGUCUUUCGUGAGACACUCUGUAUUUUUAGUGUUACUUAAUUAAUUCACUUGACUAAUUUGAAUCUAUUCUUUUUAUGAGCUCUUGAUCAUUCGAUCAAGCUAUAAUGAAAAUCUUAAUCUUGAAAUACAGUUUGUAGAAGUUGAUUUCAACUAUUUUGAACACGCUAUUUCAGUUUAAGCAAAACCCAUAAAACGGGAGUAUCAAACUUCUACAUUUAUUUUUUUUUCGAAUUAUUCACGUAGACAAUAUUAAUCUAUUUUAUUUGAAGAACUCUCUGGUUUAUGAUAAUUUUCAAGCUCUAAUACUGAAAUAUAUUCAUUUUCAAUAAAAAAAAAACGUUAUUUCCACUUAUUUUUCCUAGUAUUUUUUCAGGAAAUAUUGAAUCUGCACGUCCAUUAUCAUAAUAUUUAUUAUUCUUGUUCUAGUUUUUCUCAAUAAGUUAUUGUCAUUUUUAUAUGAGUUUUUCAUCAAAUUAAUUCACGAAUAACAAUAAUAAUUCAACGGCAAAUCGAUGGACAUUAACUAAAUCGUUGAAUUGAUUCAAUUGAAUAUGUUAUUAUUUAUUCAUUGAUAAGCAAUCAUACUUGCAUAAUUUCAAAUAAAUUAAUGUAAAUUAAUAUUUAUUUGUUCGUCAUGCUCUUCAAUUUUCAUUAUAAUAUUGUAACUAAUUCAUUUUUUACACAGGGAAUGUACAAUCAUAUUAGCUACGCCAAACGAUCAACAUUUCAUUCUAAUUGUUGUAUCUUUUUAAUUCAUUUACUAUAUUUUUUAAAGGUUAUUCCAUGCUAUUAGAUCGUUAUACUAAAUAAGAAUACUUGUUUGCUCAUAAUCCUUUAAAUCUUUAAUCUCCUCUCUUCUUUAUUCAUUCUCCUUUUAAUGUAUUUUGUACUCUUUAGUUAUUUAUUUAUUGAAUAAAAUUAUGUACUAUAUACUUACUCAUUACAUGAUAAAAAAAUCAUUAUUAUUGAUGAUUACUUAUUGAAUGUUUAGUUUCAUUUUCACCAAGCAAGAAUACUCGAAAACUCACGUUUGAAUCUGUGAUCCUCACAAAUACCAUCUUUUUCUCUCAUUGAAGUACACACUCAUUAUUAUAUCAAACAAGAAUUCUCAUUAUUGGAUCUUGAACUAAUAUCUACUUAUUGAAUCAUUAAAUGUGUUUAUUUUGUUGCUUUCAUUCUCAUUCAAAAUUCCACUCUUUCUAAAAUAUUUUUUUGGAAUUUGUGAAUUGAGACGUGUUAAUUUAGAUGUUUUAAACUUAAUGUUGAUAGUUGAGUAUAUAGUUGUGUUGUGGUAUUUCAUGAUAGUUGACCAUUGAUUUUCUCCAGUGGUAAUCUGUGAUGAGAAGUUCUACAUUAAUUUGAAUUAUCUUUUGAAUGGCCAUAAUUCUAGAACUGAAUAUAUUUUUUUCGAAUGCCUGUUUCCUUCAAAUUUGAACUUCUACCUAAUGAAUACAUAUUCUCCUACUGUUAUUCUAAUCCUACCAUAUACAAUUAAUAUGUAAUAUGUAAUUAUUCUAUCUAACAAUUUGACAUUCUAGUUUGAGUUCUCAAACUUUAUAAGCAAUCCAAAAUGAGCAAUGGUAGUAGGUAAUACAGCCUUUGCUCAAACUGCAAAAAUAUAAAUAUAUAAAUAAUAAAUAGCAAUAUAUAAAUUAAUUUUACUUCUUACUCAAUAUUUUCAUUGUCACUAUUUGUCUUACAUAAUUUCCUUCUACUGAAACUUAACAUGAUCAAAACAACUCAAAUUGAAUCUUUCCUCCCUCUCAUUAAUUCUAUGCUUGAAUGUAUUCUAAGCAUAGAGCAUUCGAGCUAUUUUCACUCUAUAAACCAUCUAUAUUCACUCGAAAUUCAAUUUCUUUGAAUUUUAUUAUAGCUUCAUUUUGUUGAUGGUCAGUGAUUUUCAAUGGAAUUGUCUGUUUCCAGUAUUGCAACAAGUGAGAUUAUCUUAUUGAUGUACAUGAGUUUUAAAUUUAUGUAUUAUGUAAUAAUUUUGAAAAAAAAAUAGAAUGUCAAGUGAAUGUUUUUGAAACAAUGGUUUUUUACCUUAUUAACUUCUUUUCUCAACGUUGUGUUUGAUUAUUGAAUGAAGUUAUUGAAUUGAAUCGGUGUGGCUUAUGAAUGUGGAUAUGAAUUAAUUUUAGUUAGGCUUCAACAAUAGUUCCUUGUAGUUAUAGUUAUAUAUUUUAUUUUAUUGUGAUUUUAAUAGAGUAUAAAUAUGUGUAGAGUUUUCUUUGUGAUUGUUUCUUAAAAAAAUAGAUUGCCAAUAACAAGCCUGCAUGUAGAAAAUAGAUUUAGAUAAUGGUUCAGUGUAAAAGAUCACUAUGUUGUGUAAACCUGUUUUUCUAUGAAUUUACACUAUUUUAUUAGAACAUAUUCAAAUAGUAAGCUGUUGAUAUAAAAUAUCUAAUGUGCACAUAAUAUUAAAUUCUUUCAAGAGAUUUAAAUGAAAAAAAUCUCAGGAAUCCAUUAUCUUUAAUCUUGAAUAGUUCUAGCUUGUUAAUUGGAAAAUCACCCACAAAUUACUGUAUGUAUGUUUAUAUUAUAAAUAAUAUAUUAUAUUAUAUUGACAGACAUUACAAUUGGUUCUUUUUAGUAACAUUUCUCCUAAUAAAUAAAAAUCAACACUAUUUGACAUUUUAAUGGUCUUUAAAAUGCAUUAAUCUGUUUUCAAUAGAUUGUUCCUAAUGAUUUAUUCAUUCUAUAAAUUAUAUCAUGUACUCUCUUCCAAAUUUUAUUACGGUAUAAUCAUUAGCUAUAAAAAUUGAUUGACAAUGCUAUGAAUAGCCUUGAAAUAGAUUGGUACUUAGUUCAGUUCUCACAGAACAUAAUGAUUUCGUUAAAUCUUCUCGGAUGUGUUCAAAUCUUAUGAUCAAUUUUUGUCUCGAUUGUGCAUAUUUAUAUAUUUUAUUGAUAAAUAAGUGGAUUACUUCCAACACCUACAUAAUGUCAUUGACCUUUAAUCAAUGAAAUUAUUAUAAUCGUUUCUUCCCAAAUUGAUAUGUGGCCAUUGUUGUGUGGCCUUCAUCUUUCAAAAUGGAUUGUUUUAGUUCAGUUUAGUUAGUUCAAAUAACUUGAGCUCAAUCCAUGUUUCAAAAUGGAUUGUUUUAGUUCAGUUUAGUUAGUUCAAAUACCUUGAGCUCAAUCCAUGUUUCAGUGUCAUAUCGAUUCAAACCUUCCCUGCGAAUGACUUGAAAUCUCAUCUCAGAGUUCCAGACAUGAGAUUACAUACAAUUUGAUACUCGAAUCAUUACUACAAAGAUAUUAACAACAACAAACUGAUUUUAAUACGGUUAGAGUACAAUCUAUCCCUACACACAGAUGGAUAGUCUAGUAGGGGGAUUCCAAAAUAUGUUGUAUAUUGUAUUUCAUAUUCGUGUAUUAUGUUUUUUGGAAAUAAACUGAAAUUGAAUUGAAUUGAGUAAGAAGUUCCCACUAAUAGUAUAGAACAGAUUACAAAAUUUCUAUAUUACUGGCAAAUGCUUCAAUAUUUUUUUUAAUUUAGGUUAUUUGUUUUUUCAUAUUCAAAGAUGACCAAUAUUAUUUAUACGGAAAAACUGAAUUCAAGGCUAAUGUUCAACUAAGAACUUACUAUUGAUUUUUCCCAAAAAUUCAAGAAGUAGCCUACUGACCCUACCUAACACGACAUUGAGGUAUUAUUGCUAUUGUUAUUCAAAAUUUUAUUUAUCAAAUCAGAGUAGUAUUCUUUAUAAAAAUCUAAGCUAUUAUUUAGGUUUUUAAAUGUCCAUAGCACUCUGUACUUGAUAAUUGUAUAUGAUUUGUCACGAAAUUGAACUUUUAUGCCAAUUGCCAGUUGGAACAGAUUGAGUGAAGAUAAAAUGGUUGAAAUGUUGACUUAUUAGUAAUUUUUGUAUUCAUUGUUUGAGAUCUAGACUUGCUAUACUUGAAAUACUUUGUAGUCCAAUACACAAACUUUAACCGUAUUUUUAGAAUAACUACUAGAAAAUUGCGUAGUGAUAAUUUAGUUGUGCUUUAAAAUAUAAAAGUGAAAAGUUAUAUUUGAAAUAUAACUACCCAUUCGAAUCUAAAGAUUAUAUUUUUGUAAGCUGAUUGAUGAUGAAGAGGUUUGGAAAUUCAAUAUAUAUAUAUAUAUAUAUAUAUAAUAUAUAUAUAUAUAUAUAUAUAUGCAGUUUGCUCAGUUGCAUUUGUGAACUGCAUGUUGAAUGUUUGGCUUGUCAAAACAUAGAGCUGCUAGUUUAUAUUUAUAUAUAUUUUAGACUAUUGAUCAAAUGAAAUUUAGGUAGUGAUAUAACAGAAUUUCAAUAGCAGGUACCGUUUGUAUACAGCUAGAAUAUCACUUUUCUGAUAAGAAAGGCAGUGCUCAUAUAACUUGUAGAAUUUUAGCUGAUAAAACGCCUGAUUCAUAGCUCUGACUAGAAACUACUCCGUAAUAGAAGAAGUUCUUAUUUUCAAUGCGAAUAUUUAUCGUAUUCCAAAUAACAUUUUUAUUUUUACUGUGAAAUCAACUUAAUCAGUCUCAAGUUCUACCUAACAAAUUUUACAUGUGAUGGUUUAUUGAAAAUGAUAUGCCGCUUAGACGAUCAGCUCAUCAAUAUUUCCCAUGAUUAUAAUUCUCGUUUACUUUCUUGAUUAACUAAGAGGUGUGUAGCUAUUGCCUUCAUAGGUAUGGAGAAAAAUAUCUAAAUUUAGACAAAAUAACUGUGGAAAUUUUGAUAAUGAUCGCAUCACGUUUGAGCAAAGAGCACUAGCACUCCAAUCUUUAUUCAAAUUUAUUACUAAUCUCAUUUAAUGCUUACAUAUAUUUAUAUAUCCGAAUCACAAUAGAAGAAAACGAAGAUCUUAGCAUUUGUAAUAACAUAAAAAUAUGAAAAGAUUCAACCUUUUUCCAAAACUCUAUGAUUACUUCUAAUCCUGUAGGCAGAGACGUGAAUUGUGCACCAAAGGCUUCCAAAAAACUUCAUUUUUAAAUUUGCAAAUGUACCGGUAUAUAAACGUCUCCAAUCUAAUAUCUGAUCGAAUUUGAAAGUUACCGGAUAAGUGGUUUAUCAAACAUUUUAAUUAUGAAUCAUGUAAAUGGCGUAUAGUCUCAUCCUCCAAUAACAUGUAAAAAAUUGUAAAUUCAUAUAGCAAGUGGUAACUUUUCCAAAGUAGUUGUAAAUUUUCAAUAGACCUAGAUUAAUUUGAGAUGGAUUGAUUAGUAACAUCAAAAUUGUACUAGAGAAAGCCAUAUAAUUUUUUACAAAAUUUAGAAGAAUUACAAUUUCCAAUUGUUCAAUUCAAUUUGAAUUGACUCUGUAUUGAGUAAUAGUCUGCUAUUCUAUGUGAAUUUAUGAAUAAACAAGAUCUGUCGUAGUUUAGAGCAAUUUUGAGCUAAUUAAUAAAUCUUAUAGCGCCUAAUCUACUUAUAGAGUGGAGGAAUACUGAAUUAUAUUUUCCGUGUGUCUUGUCAGACCGGGUAGAUUUGGAAGUUUCUCCUGUGUGGUUCCUUCUAACGCCUAAAAAUUAUGUUGUGUGUUAGCUAACAUCUAUGAAUAGACUGAUGUAUUUACGCCUACAUUAUGCCUUCUUUCAGUAACUCAUAAUGUAUAAGGAGACAACUUGACAGCUUUUAGUAAUCUUCACCUCAUUUUGUGAUGUAAUAAUAUAUUUUUCAUAUCCCUCCUUUGUUUGCAGUAAAGACAGCCAACUUGAUUUGGUUUGAAGUAAGUUAUAGGAUAUGCCCACUAUUUAUAUUGCCAUUAAUGGCUGCCAAUUAAUUUGAAUAAGUCUUUUCUUUCUUUAACUUGAUUAAUGGAAAUUUGUAAUUAUUACUGUGAUAGUGGCAUCUAGCAUGAUUAAAUUGGUAGUUAAUCUGUUAUUUAUCUAAUUUUUUCACUAGUCAAAUUGUGUUACCAUAGCUUGUCAAUCACUCGAGUAGACUAAAACAUCACUUUCAUUGUCAAAAGUAUAACUUAUUAAUUAAAGCUCCUGAUUUUUUUCUCAUCCAACCGUAAGAGAUCGAACAAGAGGGAGAAGUCCUCUGCUUCUUAUAUUGAUUUUUUUCUUCAAGAAACUUUUGAAUGUAAUCUUUGAUAUUUUCUCCAAAGGGAGAGCUCUCUCUACUCAAGUUUUACAACUCAUAAUUAAAUUAAAUUAAGCUAUAUUUGUUCCCUUUCUCACUAUAAAUACAAUGGAUAGAAAAUGUAUCUUUAGUCUAAUUCAAUUCCACUUUUGUCUUUCCAUUCAAGAAUUAAUAUUGAAAAGUUUUCAAAUUUCUCAUAUUUUUUUUUAAUUACAAUUAUGUAUUAUUUGAAUUGAGUUAUUAUCCAUAGUUUCCUAGUGGGUUCACUUUUAUUUUAUGUUCGAGUGUUGUUUCAUUAUUAUGGAAAUCAAGCUGAAUAGCGCGUCUUAUGUUUGUAAUCAAACAUGGUUUUCUUUGUUUAAAAGAGACUGUGUUAAUUGGCAGCCACUAAUGAAAUGUGAUUUAGCUUUAGUGAGUAUCAACAUCAAGGGCCUUACCUUUUCAUAUAUUAGUAUUACUGUAAUUUGCCAUUAAUGAUAUUGUCAUAGGGUAUUAAGCAGUUGAUAGUUUAAUAAUCAACUAUUGUUAUUAAAAAUGUUCAAUGCUUUUUCACUACGGUAUUAGCAAAUAAUUUUCCAAGUUUUCUAGAAUAAUGGAUAGUAGGAUAAUUUUAUUUAUUCUGUGUUGUUUCUAUCAAGUAGAAUAAUAUAAUAUAUGUUUCAACUAAAUUUAGUUUGACUAACAGGUUUAUUGUUGCAAGAAACUGUAUCUUUAUCUAAUGAUAAUUUACACAUUUCUAGAUAUUUUGGACACUAAUUACAAAAUAGGUUUACAUGUUUUCGUCUGUUAUGCAAUAUUUUUACAAAUCAAUAAAUUAGAUUUUUAUGAAA